Molecule: messenger RNA, 2198 nt
Organism: Pygocentrus nattereri (red-bellied piranha)
Lineage: Eukaryota; Metazoa; Chordata; Actinopteri; Characiformes; Serrasalmidae
Product: E3 ubiquitin-protein ligase TRIM39
Exons: 8
Coding region: 173-1927 (584 amino acids)
Molecular function (GO): zinc ion binding; protein binding
Source: RefSeq, a predicted model, not a curated record
UUUAGCACAGUCUUUUGUAUUUAAAAUAUUGUUUCCAGCUUUAUUUUAAGCAUGCUUUCCUGAAUUACUAUUUAACAGGGUAGAAGAGAGGGUGGAGAGGGAGGAAAUGUGGAGAGACCUGAAAUGAACUGAACUGAUCAGGACUGGACUGAUCUAAAGAAAGAACAGAGUUAUGCCAUUCCUGGGAAGCUUCCUUUCUGAGGAGCAGUUCCAGUGCUCCAUCUGCCUAGACAUCUUUGACAACCCAGUCUCCACUCCAUGUGGCCACAGCUUCUGUAUGACCUGCAUCGGAUACUACUGGCAAGGAGUUAAGAUGUGCCAGUGCCCGCUCUGCAAGGAGAACUUCAAAAAGAAGCCUGAGCUCCACAUCAACCGCACCCUCCGUGAGAUCACUGAGCAGUUCAAGCAGAUGAAAGGGGAUGCUGGAGCAUGUGGAGGGUUGGAGUGGAAAGGGGUAGAAGGAAAAAGAAUUGAGGAAAGGCCUCUAAAACAAAGACAGCUGUCAGGGGAUCUCUUCCUUGUAAUGAAACGCAAGCUUCUCAAGCCCUUUCCUUCCAAAGUGUCUCAGAAUGACAGUCACACAAUGGUGAUACAGGGAACCGAUUCAGAUAUUAUCCAGCCCCAAGAGCUCACAGGGGGGGUGUCUCUGAGGAGGUACACUCUGAGUGGAGCUGCCAGUACCAUGAAAAUACCUCGAUGUCCAAAACACCACCGUAAACUUGAUCUUUUCUGCAAAUCUGAUGGAGAGUGUAUCUGCUCUGAGUGUGGAGAUACAGAGCAUCAAUCACACCAAAUCAUCACUGCAGAAAAGGAGUGGCUGAACAACAAGACUCAGAUUGACAUCACAGAAACAAAGAUACAAGAAAUGAUUGAGCAGAGGCUGAGGAAGGUUGAAGAGAUCAAAUUUUCACUGGCAGAAAUCAAAAUGGCUGCAGAGAGAGAGAAGCAGGACUGCAUACGUGUGAUCGGAGCUCUGCUGAGUUCCAUUGAACGCAGCCAAGCCGAGCUGCUGGAGGUGACAGAGAUGAGGCGGCGUUCAGUGGAGCAUCAGGCCGAGAGCAUGCUUAGAGAGCUGGACCUGGAGGUCACUGAGCUGAGGAAGAGGAGUGCUGCGCUAGCCAAACUGGCCCAGACAGAUUGCUGCAUCAGUGGACUGAGGAGCUACUCCGACAUCAAUGCUCAACUGCCAGACAAAGACUGGACUGGAGUCUCAGUGAAAUGUAACUUUGAAACAAAAUCUUUGUACAACUCAGUCUGUCAACUGCUGAUACACUCCUGCCAGGAGCUUCAGAAACUACCUGAAAUCUAUCUGUCACCAUUAACUGAGCAGUCACUGCUGAAAGCACAUCCAAUAGAUGUCAAGACAAUACAGGAGUAUGCAGAGGACGUGAUCCUGGAUCCUAACACUGCCCAUCCUCGUCUCAUCCUGUCAGAAGACAGAAAGGAGGCGUGGUGUGGCGAAAAGCAGAAGCAUGUCCCCAAUAAUCCCGAGCGCUUCAACCGAGUAGUGGGUGUUUUGGCUCAACAGGGCUUCACGGGUGGGCAACAUUAUUGGGAAGUGGAGGUGAGUGGCAAGACUGACUGGGACCUUGGAGUAGCCAGCCACUCCGUAAACAGGAAGGGCAAAAUAACAUUCAGCCCAAGCAAUGGAUUCUGGCUCCUCUGCCUGCGAGACAAUGUUGACUACACACUCAGAACAGAGCCUUCCACCACACUUCCCCUCAAUCUGAAGCCCCAGAAGAUUGGAAUAUUUCUGGACUACGACAAAGGCCAGGUGUCCUUCUAUAAUGUGGAAGCUAAGAUGCUCAUCUACACAUUCAUGGACACUUUCAGCGACGCCAUCUACCCGUUCUUCAGCCCCUGCACUAACAAGUCAGGCAAAAAUGAUGUGCCACUCACCAUUACACCUGUUCUGAUCACUGACUGAACGAUAAGAUUAUCAAGGCCAGAUUACUGUAAAUACUGUACAAAAGAUUGAAACAUCUGUGUAAUUUAUAUAUGUUCUUGGGCCUUUCUGAUACAUUAGCUUUCACAGUUAAAUAUAGUAGCAGAAUCAUAUUUAGGAUUAGGAUCUUUACAUGACUUAUAUUUUUAUAAGAUUAUUCAACCUACUUUGUUUUAACCUGUCUUAUCCAACUGCCAGACGAUUUUGCUUAUAUCAAGCAUUAUUUCUUGAAACCAAUAAAAGGAUCUGCCGA